This is a messenger RNA of Rhododendron vialii, 1376 nucleotides long. Its product is annotated as probable protein phosphatase 2C 55. NCBI's taxonomy places the organism in Eukaryota, Viridiplantae, Streptophyta, Magnoliopsida, Ericales, Ericaceae. The coding region runs from base 327 to 1169 and encodes 280 amino acids. The transcript is spliced from 4 exons. The record is from RefSeq and is a predicted model, not a curated record.
AGCCGUAACUUUCCUUUCUAAAAAAACACUUCUUCUGAUCAUCUUUUAUUACCUAACAAUCACGCAACAACAAAAUCUCAAUCCCUCUACAUAUAUCACUACCUACUAAAAAACCCUAAAUCUUAGUAUUAAUUCCGCAGCUUCAUUAUUUCCUGUUCACCCAAAAAAAAAACAAAGAAAGAAAAGGUUUCAUUAUUUCCUGUUCACCCAAAAUCCUCUUGACAUCUCCUCCAAUUUCCUUCAGGAAUUUGAUCAGUUUUCAGUGAUUCUCUCCAGUCCUAACUCGCAUCCUCGUAUUUUCUCUACGCCUGAUUUUUGAUAUUGCGAUGAUCAUUCCGAAGAAGCGGCGUCGGCUCGUCAAACUCUCCGAGAUUUCCCCGUAUGGAUGCUCUGCUCCCGAAAGCUUCAACUCGAUUGAACCAAGCCUAAAAAUGAUUGCUGGUUCCUACUAUAUCCCAAAGUACAACGAGUCAAAACCACUAGGAGAAGAUUCCCACUUCAUUUGUGCCGAGAAACAGAUAUUCGGGGUAGCAGAUGGAGUCGGUGGAUGGGCAAAGAAGGGGAUAGACCCGGGUGAAUACGCGAGGGAACUUAUGGAAAGUUCUGUAUUUGCAAUUGAAGAUAAGCCUGAAGGAGGUGUUAAUCCAAUGGUAGUGCUAAAUGAAGCUUUCCUAAAUACUGAGGCCCAAGGAUCAUCAACAGCUUGCAUUUUGACACUAAAAGGCGAUGUUUUGCACGCGGUGAACAUUGGAGAUAGUGGAUUCGUGGUGAUACGAGGCUGGAAAAUCGUGUAUAAAUCACCGGUGCAACAUCGGAGGUUUAACUGUCCACUUCAGCUAGGAAAUUGGAGAGAUAAUCCUAGUAUGGCUGAGGAGCUUAAAGUUGGUGUUAUACCAGGAGACAUAGUUGUAGCAGGAACCGAUGGAUUGUUUGACAACCUCUACGAAUCCGAAAUUGAGGAGUUGGUUUUCCGGGGAAUCCACGUCCAGCGCAAUUUUCCAGCAGAACUGGCUUCCACUAUAGCCAAGUUUGCUCUUAUUAACUCUAUGGACAGGCUUGCUGUUUGUCCUUUUACCAUAGCUGCGCAAGAAGCCGGACUUGAAUUCAUGGGAGGCAAAAUUGACGACAUAACUGUGGUUGUAGCAUACAUUGGAUCAUCUCCAAACUAGGAGCGAUCAUUAAUUUGCACAGAUUAGCUAGUAUUCAGCAAUGGAAGCGUACGUACAUUGGUUUAAGUUGCAUAUUAGAAUCAACUUAUCCAUGCAGAUUGGAUCUUCAUCCUGAGAAGUUGUAGAAAGUAGUAAUUGUACAGAUUAGCUUCAUCAAUGAAUGAAUCCAGUUGGUUUUGAAAUGUAGUACUACUAUAAGAUUACAUU